UUUUCGUACAAGCCAAGUGGUAUGAUAUUUUAAGGUUUUACCGUGUUGUACGAAUUAUUACAAGUUGUCAUGACACUAUGUUGGAUGUGCAUUAUAAGCACAAGUAAAAGGCAAAAGGGCUUUGUUUCCAGCUUUAGCAGCAGGAUUUUCAUCAUAUGGUUAUGAAGAAAAUCAACAAGACUCGGACUGGAGCUUUGAAGACCACCGGAGGAGACAAGAGAAGGACGAGGACUUCCUGAAAAGCAGCUGGACUGGACAACCAGACCUUUCCCAUCAUGGGCGGACAUCCGUCAGUCCAGACCGCACCAGGAGUCUGUCACUGGAAAAUGAGCCACCUGUCAAUUUUAUGAUCCACAGUGCUGCCCUAGAAGACCUAACAACUGUUGGGGAGAGGAUUGUAGAAGAGGAAGCCCAUUACAGUGAAUCCCCUCAGGAAGAACUGCCCUUGUACUGCAGUGAGAGCCAUGCUGAAGAACUGCUCCAAGCUUGCAGCAGCAGGGCUCAGACAGUUCCUGUUGAAUCUGUAUGUACACCUUCUGAAACCAAAGAAGAGAGUAGUACAGAAUCUCUUCCGCAUGGACAAAUGCGAGCAAUAGGCACAGUGCAAGUACAAGUUGAUAAGCACAUGAACUACACAAUGGAUACUGCUGGUACUGAAGCUGAUGCAGCUUUAGCAGGGGCCACUCAUCCUUCUAUGAACUCAAUUGACUCACCAAAAGCUGUCCACAGCUCCCCAGCAAGAAAAUCCCUGGUGCCAGUGGCUCAAUCCAAAGCUCAGUCCAAGACCAGUGGUGAUACUGAGAAGAGGACCCUUAAAAUCCCCAGCAGCAAAGUCAGACCCUCCUCCCUUAAAACACGUUCCUUCAUCCUGAAAAAGUCCUUGGCCCCCUCUAAUAGAUCUCCCUCAGUACCUGGCAACAUUGCUGGGCCCAAAGAAUCCAGGGCUCCUAGUAGUGUUAGACCCCAUGCUGCUGGUACGAAGAUUCCUGCCAUGACUGCAGUUGCCAAAAAUGGAAAAGACUCUCCUAAGACUCCUGAGACCAGCGGGCACAGCAGCCCUGGCACUCCCAAAUCCCCUGCCAGCAAGGCUAUGGGUGGCAAGCCUCUAGCCGGCACAGGCAAUGAAAUCAAGAAGGUGGCAGUGAUUCGCUCAACCCCUAAAUCUCCAAAGAACCGUUCUCCAACUUCACUGUCUGCUGCGGCCCCCCUACCUGACCUAAAGAACGUUCGCCCCAAAGUCGGCUCCACUGACAACCUAAAGCAUCAGCCUGGAGGCGGACGGGUACAAAUUCUUGAUCAGAAGGUGGACUUCAGUAAUGUUCAGGCAAAGUGUGGCUCCAAAGCCAACCUCAAGCACGUACCGGGAGGUGGCAAUGUGCAAAUUCUCGAUCAGAAGUUGAACUUAAGUACCGUGCAGGCUAGGUGUGGUUCCAAAGAUAAUAUCAAACAUGUACCCGGAGGUGGCAAAGUUCAAAUCCUCCACAAGAAGAUUGACCUGAGCAAUGUGCAGUCAAAAUGCGGAUCGAAAGACAACAUUCGCCACAAACCAGGUGGAGGAAACAUUGAGAUCAGGUCAGAGAAGCUUGAUUUCAAGGCUCAGCCAAAGGUCGGCUCGCUGGGAAACAUCAAACAUAUGGCUGGAGGAGGCAACAAGAGGAUUGAGUCACACAAACUGAUGUUCCGUGAGCAGGCCAAAGCGCGAACCGACCAUGGCGCAGAAAUCGUGUCUCUAGAGGAGUCGCCACAUGGCUUGAGCAACGUUUCCUCCUCUGGCAGCAUCAACAUGGCAGAUCCGCCUCAGCUUUCCACCCUCGCAGACCAGGUGUCUGCGUCUUUGGCCAAGCAGGGCUUGUGAUUGGACCACACCACCACCCAAACAAGCCACUAAACCCCACAUCCCUCCUUUCCAAAAACAACACACCCAUUCAGAUACCUGAAACGGUAGCAUUGUAAUUCUGAAACGCCUCAUUUUGUUGCUCAGAAAACAUUGUCAAGAAACCUCUGGCAGACACUGUUCAAUUUUGUAAUAUGUAUGAUUUAUAGGCCAAUGAAGCGGUUUUGACUGAAUUAUGUAUGGAUUUGCCUGUCCACUUGUCCUUUGCUUUAAGUCAGUGUUAUUGGUGAGAAUUUAGGAAUCGAAAGGAUUUUUUUGUCCUACAAUCUCUUUCUCUUGACAUUAGUGGAUAUACAGUAUUUAGUAGCACAAAAUUACAUUCAUGUAUUUGUUGAACAUCACAUUUUCUUUUGGCAUGCCAAUUUAAGCCUUUGGUUUUAAAUGUUUAAAGGCUGAAUCAGAUUAAUAGUUGAUUUGAAAUCACGAAUAAGUCACUAAGAAGCAUCUUAGAGCACCAUGUCUUCAGAAAAAUAAAAACGUAAAGCCCUGCCAUCCAUUUUAAAAGAUGUGUAAGGCAAAAGUGACAAAAAACAAACAAACUACAAAACAGCUUUGUGUAGAGAGCUAAAGGCUUUUUGGUUCUUUCAUGCUCUUGUGUGUGCCAUUGAUCUAAGAUUACACUUCGCCAAGAUGGGAAGAAGUCCAAGAUACCCCUUGAGAUAUGUCCUGCAGUAAACCUUGAUAUUCAGAGUGCUUCAUGAAAAAACACUUUUCUUACAGUAUUAUUCUGUGGAUAUGGGAAGGUUAUGAUAUGGAAACAGUUAUUUUUGUGCCUACUGGCAGUUUAAAUUAUUCAUUUUUGUCAUUGCUUCACUGAAAAUGCCUCUCCUACUUUUACUUAGUUCUUUAACAUUAGCAAGUAACAAAAUAUUAAAUUGAUAUUGAUGCUUUUUGCCUAAAACUAAAUUACGGUAUCUUAAAGUUGUAGCUAUGUGCAUUUUUUAACCAAGUUGGACAUGACACAUGUUUUUAAGGACAAGUUGCAUGUGUCAAAUUUAGCCGAAGCAAUGACUGAUUGAGAUUUUAUGCAUAACACUGCCAAUAGUUGUUCUCUUGUAUUGCUUAUGUGAUGGCCAGAUCUAAUUUAUGAGAUGAAUUGCCAAACUGUUCUCCUUAAAGGAAUGAAUACAAGUUAAGCUCAAUCGACAGCAUUUGUGUCAUAAUGUUGAUUGCCACAAAAAUUAAGUUCGACUCGUCCCUCCUUUGCUUUAAAACAAGCAACAGUGAGGAACUUACAAUGGAAGUCAAUGGAGCCAAUCAGUAAAUGUUACAAUAAACACUGCUUCAAAAGUAUAACCACAAGACGUAAACAAUAUGCGUUUUAACAUGAUUUUAGUGGGAUAAAAUCACUUACUAACAUUUUCCGUGUAAAGUUAUAGCUAAUUUUACAACUACGUUGCCAUGGCGAUGUUAUGUAAACAAACCCUUAAACCCUAAAAUGACUGUAAAACAUUUACAGCUCAAAUAAUACAUGAGUUUUAACAGAAGAAUUGAUGUAAAUGCUUUUAUAAAAUUAUAACCGUCACAUUUCUGCCUUUAUACCCACCAAAAAUUGGCCCCAUUCACUUCCAUUGUAAAUGCCUCACUGUAACCUCAAUUUUUGCUUUUUUAAAGAAAAGGAGGGAUGAGUCGACAUAUAUAAUGCCACAAAUGUUGUUGAUUGAGCUUAACUUGUAUUGAACAUGGAAUAUUCCUUUAAGGCACACUCCGGUCUGUUGUAAAUUGCCCAUCACAUUUAUUCUCAUAAUACAAUAUGUUGUAUUGUUUUUCACAAAAAAAUCCACUACAGCACAAGCAUGCCCGUUAAAACUGUCUGAUCUUUUGAACACUUCCUACUAUUACGUCUUAGGGUGUUCUAUUCAGUUGAAUGAUGAUGGAAUGGCCUCAACUAAUCAUAUUUUUUAAAUUCUCUCCCUUGCACUGUACUAUUGCAGAAUGUUUAAUGAGCUUUGAACCACUCCACACUAUCUUUGCUCCUUGCAUGCAUUUCAUGUAAGCAACCCGAGAUACUGCAUUGCCUCUUACACACCUUCUUACGUAAAUCCCAUAAUCGCUGACGUGCUUAUUAGGAUACCUAUGUAGAUAGUAGUCGAAAAAGAGCACUAUACUCAUUCGGCAACCUCUGUUUCUUUGUGUUGGAGAUGAAGCUGUGUAACUAGCAUUAGAUAUUAAAUGUAUGUUUAUUGUAUGUUUAUGACUGUAUGUUUCUACAAGGACUUGAAGAGACUUAAAAAAAAUAAAAAACAAAAAAUUUAAAAAAAAAAAAAGCAGAAAAGUUCAGAGAUCAUGCUUGCAACACUUUUGGCUGCAUGCCGAGUUGUUUUUACAUGGAUUUGGCAACACGUUUCUGGACGUUUUCUGACUUGGGUUGGUUUCGGUAGGUGAAGGUUUUGGAAACAUGAGUUUGUUCCACUUGUGGUGCUUUUGUAGGACGAGGGGGAAAUGAGAGUUUAGCUGACAGGAAGGGAGGAAAAAAAACAGUCGGUCCUUUGGUUUAAAUGUCUCACUCUAUAGCACAUACCACAUGGUUCUGGGUGCAGUUUUGUCAUCCUGUUGUCAUUGACUCCAUAUCCACCAUUUUUGCAGUUUUAAAUUUUAGCUUGGGAACUGUGGUUGUCAAUAUUGUUAAUGUGUGUUUUAUUAAUAACUGGUUCACAAUGAUUCUUGUUUAUGUACAUGUGAAUUUGGAAAUAAAGGAUAUUAAACAAU
This is a messenger RNA of Myxocyprinus asiaticus (Chinese sucker), 4603 nucleotides long. It is a transcript of the gene mapta, whose product is annotated as microtubule-associated protein tau a. Gene Ontology annotation, molecular function: microtubule binding. Gene Ontology annotation, biological process: neuron projection development; microtubule cytoskeleton organization. Bases 347 to 1855 code for a protein of 502 amino acids. The record is from RefSeq and is a predicted model, not a curated record. NCBI's taxonomy places the organism in Eukaryota, Metazoa, Chordata, Actinopteri, Cypriniformes, Catostomidae. Gene Ontology annotation, cellular component: neuron projection. The transcript has 10 exons.